CAGUCAUUAAACACUUGUGGAUUAUAGCUGGAGGAUGGCUAAGGCAAUUUUCAGUUUUCUGCAAAGUAGAAUCCAUUCGCAGGUUUUGUCAUGAGUCACUUCCAUUUUACCUCUGCAACUUUUUAAAAACUAGAAUCGUUUUUUAUUGCCGUCUUUUUAGUUUUCCUCUGACAGUAAAUAUUAGAAAAGCUUCCUCAAUGUUGGGUGCUGCGUAUCAGACAAGUGUAUUUGUUUUUGUUUUAGCAUCAAACAGUGAAGCCGGAGGAGCAUUGGGUAGAUGAAAUGGGGAAAGCUUAGUUUGGAUAAAGGUUAACAUGAGCCGAUGGACGGAGGUGUUGUAAUGUGCAAGGUGCCAUGUUUGGGGACGACUGCUCCGACAGUCUGACCAUUGACUUCUGUCAGACACCACAGUCAGAGAUCAGGUGGGUCAGCACCUCUGGCAGCAAAGGUGGCAGCAAAGGUGGAGCAAAGGUGGAGAGAAUGUUUCUUUUGGCAGGAAGUAAAGCAACAGAUGGAAGAAGCGAACGCAGAUCCAUCUACCAGAAGUUCCGUGAGUAUGAGGUGCUGGACAAGAAGAAGACAGUGACAGCUCUGAGAGCAGGAGAGGACAGAGCCAUACUGCUGGGCCUCAGCAUGGUCUUCUUCUCUGUCAUGACGUACUUUGUCCUGGGAAUCACCAUACUGCGCUCUUACUCUGAGAGUGUGUGGACUAAUGAGGUCAGCUGCACCAUCGUGAACUCCACCAUCAUGUGGGAUGUAAACUGUUCAUACAGCUGUGGGGCAGAGUGCUGGAAGAACUCCCGUUACCCCUGUCUCCAGGUCUACGUCAGCCUCAACUCCUCAGGAAAGGUGAUGCGACUGCUGCACAACGAGGAGACUGAGGACAACAACCCUGAGUGCUUCUACAUCCCAAAGUGUCGUAAAGACUAUGCAGCCACACACGCCAUAGUUCAGAACAUUUCUGGGCGUCUCAGGCCUCAGCACUCAGUUCAGUGUUUCGUGGACCCUACGGAGAGGAUGGACUGUGCCAUUUUGACUCAGAUUUACGGUCGGGUCGCCGUCUUCCACUCCCUGUUCUGGCCAACCUGCACACUGAUCGGAGGAACCAUUAUCGUUGCCAUGGUGAAGUUCACUCAGUACCUAUCCAGCAUGUGUGAGCGACUGAGCCGCAUCAAGACGUGACGGAGAGAAAGGCGGCCGGUUCAGAUGGAAGUUCCUGUAAUACGGACAAACGAACAAUUGGAAGCAGUGGAGUGGAUCUGGCCAGUGGAAGCCAGAUGUGGUCUGAAGGUGACACCUGGAAUGCUGAGAUUUACACAGGGACAAUCUAAAAGUUUUCAGAAAGAGGAGCAAGUGUUUUUGAGACAGUUGAAAGCCACAUAUAAAGUUAAAUUGAUACUGGUUGAACACUUGUGGCAUCUGCUGGUGGUUGAAGUGUAGUAACAAUCUUUGAAAUUAUGAUUUGCAGCGUAAAAUCUAUGCAAAUGUGAAAUAACAUGUUGACGUAUCUGUUCUGCAUUUGCUGUUAAACAUUUUGGGAAGUAUGUUCUUUCUCUCCCAUUUAAUGUCCAAUAAAUAUGAAGCUACAGCUAGCAACUAGUUAGCUUAGCUUAGCACUCCAAACAAAAUGAAACAGCUAGCCUGACUUACAGUGAGAAAUACUGUAAGUCAGAAAUACUGAGAAACAAAAGCGAUAUUCAUAAUGACAAGUGCUUUCCAUCUUUUUAAUGUAGUUUGUCCAGUGUAGUUAUGGGUCCCUUUAUGAUAUUUGUACAAGGUGUUUUGAAAAAUGGUGUAAAAAUUGUCUGAAACCAGUGAUAAAGUAUUUUUAAGAUGUCUGCUGUCCUAAAAAAAAAGGGUUACUAAGAUCAAGUUGAACUAGCAAACAGAGUUUUGUGUAAUGCUCAGCAAAAUAGUAUUGUGUAAGUGUACUUCUGAAAAUGUCCAACUUGUAAUGACAGAGCUUCUUAAACUGUAUCUUGACACCAAAAGUGCAUUUAAGCCAUCUGGGGCCACAUGAACCAAUCCUUGAUUCAAUGCUUCAUUUGCUAUUGACCUUUGCGAAACAUCCCAUCAGAAUAAAAGUUGCAGUGCAGGCAGAGCUUAUCAAAUAGGCUAUGAUCACAUAGCUGAGCCAGCUUUCAUUUCCAGCUCAGAAGAUUGAAUGAUGAAAGAAUGUGUGCUGUCAGUUCAUCAUUAACAUAGUAGCUAGAAAAAUCAUUGGGGCAACCUAGUAGCUUAAUGAUUUGGACGCACACCACAAAUCCCCUGGGUAGUGGUCUAUGGUUCAAUUCCUAUUUCCCUGCCCCUCCUGUCCAUGUGCACUAAUAUCAAAUAAGAGCACAGAACAGAACAUGAGGGGGGGGCCAGCCACUGGCUUUCAAGGCUGUUUUCUUGCAUGGUAGUCAUGAGUGCAUGAGUUGACACUGAAUUGGUCAAUACACAUUAAACAGCACUAUGAAAACAUU
This is a messenger RNA of Hippoglossus stenolepis (Pacific halibut), 2468 nucleotides long. RefSeq names its product calcium-activated potassium channel subunit beta-2. The transcript is spliced from 5 exons. Gene Ontology annotation, biological process: potassium ion transport; detection of calcium ion. The record is from RefSeq and is a predicted model, not a curated record. Lineage: Eukaryota; Metazoa; Chordata; Actinopteri; Pleuronectiformes; Pleuronectidae. The coding region runs from base 355 to 1182 and encodes 275 amino acids. Gene Ontology annotation, molecular function: calcium-activated potassium channel activity; potassium channel regulator activity. Gene Ontology annotation, cellular component: voltage-gated potassium channel complex; membrane.